Messenger RNA from Phasianus colchicus (ring-necked pheasant), 5353 nucleotides. RefSeq names its product transmembrane protein 215 (gene TMEM215). Lineage: Eukaryota; Metazoa; Chordata; Aves; Galliformes; Phasianidae. The record is from RefSeq and is a predicted model, not a curated record.
AAUGCCUCCAGGAAUGGGGCAUCCACAACCUCCUUGCACAACCUGUUCCAGUGCAUCACCACCCUCUGGGUGAAAAAUUUCAUCUUAAUAUCUAAUCUAUCAUGAUCCACCCUCAUGAACAGCCGUUCCCUCUCCUGUUUAUAUGCCCCCUUCAAGUACUGGAAGGCCACAAUGAGAUCUCCCUGGAGCUUUCUCUUUUCCAAGCUAAGCAAGUCCAAUUCCCUCAAACUUUUCUCAUAGGAGAGGUGCUCCAGCCCUCUGAUCAUCUGUAAUUUGCAGUUUUCCAGCUUCCACACCAUGGCCAUGAGGAGCUGGGGGAGGUGAGACCUCUGUAGAAGCAUAAUAUGCAUAGAAACAUUAAUAUGCAUAAUGUUCAGAUAUUUACCAAAUGCUGACCAUUAUUUUGAAUAGAAAACAGGGAGAGAAUGAGAAGCACACUGCCUGAAUUAUAAUUUAGUGAAUACACUAAAUUAUUAUGUAGAACAGGAAAAGGAUUUUGAAUCUAAACAAGUUGAUGUGGAAAUGCUUGCUGAGCAAGCUGAAAUUAGUGUCCCUGGAACACAUCAGCUUUAAUAACUGUUUAAUUACUUUAUUGAGACUUGAAGUACAAACACGGUGCCCCAUACCCACUACUUGCAUUCUGCCUGCCCUGGGGAGGGGUGUGUCCACCAAACCCCACAUUUCUCUCUUCCAGAGAGAUUAUCCCAAUUUGACCCAUCCUAAAAAAGCUGAAAAAUCAGAACGUAGGGUAAGAACACUAAUGUGCCCAACAUCAGCUUCAGUUCUGCUCUGAAUGAAUGCUCAAAGUUAUUGGCACUGAAAGAUGGUUAAUCACCACCAUCAACUGUUUAAUUAAUCUGAAACAAUACUUGGAAUUUUCAGUCACUACGCUAGCUGAUCCAGAGCUUUUGCACAAAGAGCCCAUAGGAAAUGUGCUUCACCUCACAGAAGUCAGCUUUUUCUUUCUCUAGUUUUGAACAAGAGAGAAAAUUCAGCCAUUACCAUUGCUGCUCACCUGUGUAGGUGGAAACUUGAUGACCUCUUGAUUUCUGGUUUGGAAAGACAACUUUGAGAACUGUAUCAUGUUUUCUGAAGCAGCAUGGUUUGUUUACCAUUUCCACCUUAUCCACGAAGCAUGCAAUCUUCACACUGUUGGUCCUGGAAACCAUUCCCAAAAGGACAAAUUGGAAGCACUCGGUUCCACCUUUGUCCUGACAGCUUCUGUAAGUAUUUUUCUGCCUGCUAACAUCUUCCCCUUCCGAAGUAGAUGUUCUCUCUUCCGUCUCAGUAACCCUGUCACUUAAAUCUGAAGAGCCAUUUUUAUUCCUGUUAGAUCUUCUGACAUGUACUGCAGUACUUACAGUAUAUUUUCUCCUCCGCUGAUGCCACUAAUGACAUUUACAUUUCUAUGUCAUCUUCUGAGGCAGUUUCCCUCCCUGUCAUGGACCCUGAUGAGGGCUAUUCCUAAAGAGCAUGUUUUCUUUUUCUGCACAUAACCAAUUUUCAAGGAACUGUUAAGGACUGUGCAAAUGUGCAAGGGGAGGUUAGGAAAGGUUGGGUAGAGGGAGAAGUGUGUUCCAUGGUGUUACCAACACAAUCCUGCUGGGCCUUCACUGCUUCGUAGUCCCAUAUCUGGUUAAUCUUUACCCAAGUUUAGCAGAGGGGUAGGAAAGGCAUUAUUCAUUCUAAUGUGAGGACAUAAAUGCUAUGUAUCUAAAUAACAGCAGAUGGAAAAAAAGCAGCAGAUUCUCACUCCAGAAAGUGCAAGCCAAAAAGCUCUGAUCAUUGCUCACCCUGCUAAAUCCUGCUCAGUAACAGAAGUUAACGUGUGCUGAAACCCAGCUGGAAGAUUUUAAUUUGCUUCUAAGAGACCAAAUUGCUUCUCCCUGAGCCCAUCUGAGCCCAGAGCUCUAAGUGAGCUUUACAGGGCAGCUUUGUUCAAAUUAUGAUAAUAGUCCUUUGUGAAAUUUCCAUCUCAAAAUGGGAUCACCAUUACCAGUUCAAACAGCUGUCCCCAGGAUGCCUCCUUCCUGCUCCCUCCCUUCAAAUUAAGGCAUUGAAGGCUAUGACCAGUCACCUAGCUCAUGAAGGAAGUGUCCAGUGAGGCAGAAAUUGUGUCCUUUAAGGAGGGGACACCCAUGGGUGGUGUGAAAACAGUACAGAGCCACUUUGUUCUUUGUAUACAGUAGGAAUAGUAAAUAAAAAUCAGACAUUUAUGUGGCUGGAAGAUGAGUGUUUAUGUUGUUGAUUUUUCCAUAUUCCUGGCCUCAACAGUAAUAUGACAAAGAGGAGUCAAGUUAUUGUGAUAACUGAGUUCAGAGUGUCCUUUCUUAGUCUCAGACUGUGACUUUUUUUUUAUCUCCCAGCACCUCUGCUCCAGGUGAAAGCAUUACUUCUGGUGCCUCUGGCAAUCGGUGCUGAAGCAUCCUGCUUAUGGGGCUCCUCCUUCCUGACACGUUCCCAAACGUUUCAGAUCCCCUCCUGCAUUCAGCCCGAUGCUGUGAGCUACCAGCGCCCAUGUGCACCACAACACUGAGCAGCCUCAGUAAAGCCAACUUAGCGCAAGCACCACAGGACCCCAAGGCACUUCCCGAAAGCCGGGGGAGUACAGUGCAGGGGGGGACCAAGAGAGAGGCUUUGCAUAAGGGCACACUCCAGCGGCAUUGCAGCGUCUCCCAAGGCUGUGCUCCCCGGGCUCGGCGCUGAUCUGUCCGCUGGACAAAGUCCCAGCCCCGGGCCGCACUGCCCGUCGGGGGAGCGAUCUGACAGGGCUCUGCAGCCCCACUCCCGGCAGUUGCCAACGGAACCGCGGCGGCCGUCAUCACCCCCAGACCCAAAGCCAACCCCCGGACCCGGCGGCGGCCCCUGUGGGCGGUGCGUGUACUCACGGCUGCGAGGAGGAGGAGGAGAAGGAGGAGGAAGAGAAGGAGAAGGAAGAGCAGGUGUGCCUUGCAAUCAGGGUCCUCCUUCCCCCUCCUCGCGUUUUCUCAAGCCCUGAGCCCCCCCGCUCCUCGCGCAGGCUGCGGGGCCGGGCCCACGCGUGCCCGCCGUCACACGUGGGAGGGAGCGGCGGGGCUGCUGGCGGGGGGGCUGCGCCUUGCCAUAACCGAGUGGCCGGCUGAGCGCGGCGCUGAGCGGCUCGGGGGCGGCAAGAGGCAGGCAGCAGGCUCCCGGCGCCGCCGUCCUCCGCGGAAGCCGAGGAGGAACCGAGCCGUGCCGGCCGUCGGUGCCUCGCCGCCGGGAAGCUUUACCCACGGCUGGGGAGAGACCACAGCGGUCAGCGCACACCGUCGGUAUGGCGCGUACUAUGAGACCCGACGACAUCAACCCUCGGACAGGGCUGGUGGUGGCUCUGGUCAGCGUCUUCCUGGUGUUUGGCUUCAUGUUCACCGUGUCCGGCAUCAAGGGGGAGACCCUGGGGGACAUCCCACUGCUGGCCAUCGGGCCAGCCAUCUGCCUGCCAGGCAUUGCUGCCAUCGCCCUCACCAGAAAGACUGAUGGCUGCACCAAGUGGCCCAAGAACAAGUGUCCAUGCUGUAAAGAGAUCAGAGACCGGGACGUGAUGGAGCUGCUGAGAACUCCUUCAGACCUGGAAUCUGGUAAGGGAAGCUGCGAUGAACUGGCCAAGAAGGUGUACCAGAGGGACCGGAGAGUGUUGCUGGGUGAGGACUUGGUGUCCGUCUGCACCACCACCACCACCACCACCGCAGAGUGCAAAAGCCUCAUCAGAAAGGUGGACCAGGAGGAGAUGCUGAAGUACCUGGAGACCUGCUACCCGGAGAUGCCGGGGAAUGUGUUUGUGGGAGAUGGCUCCACAUACAGUGCCUUAGAGAAGAAGAACUCUUCUCCCAGCAGGGACAACGCUGCUUGCCCAGAUGUCGAAGACAACAUUUUUGUUGCCCCCAAAGACAGUAUCAUUGUCUGCUCUUACAAGGAGAACAACCCUUACGACAAAUACUGUUGUUACAUAAACCCUACUGGAGUCGCUUCGGACCAGGAGACCAUAGUGUGAACAGUGCAUACUUUAUAUAUAUGUAUAAAACAAAAACUACAACAACUUCUUGAUAGGGGAUAAUAUAGCUGACUGCACUGCAUGGACAAUCCUGAUACUAUUACAAUUUAACCUGGUAUGUGACUGACACUCAAACCUUUUGUGCCUGAAAUAACUUUCUGUAAGUAAAUAAGCAUGUUUAAAGGUUAAAGAAUUCAAUUUUUCAUUUUGGAAAAAAAAAAAAAAAAAUCCAUUUCGGUUUUCCUUUCUGCCCUUUCCUUUCUUACAUCUUCCUGCUGCUCACUGUACACAGACCCACAGAUACAGAGCAGGAGGUCAACAGGGAUCAGGAGCUGAACCAGGAUUCUGGAUCUGUCUGUAGGAAGGAUGGGGGCUUGAAGAGGUCUUAGCAGUAGUGUUGCUUUGUGUGGGGAGGGAUGGAGAGAUGUCAGCAUGCCCUCCAACCACUGGCUGAUGUUGGGAGGUAUGGAAGCAGUUUGCUUCUUCUUCUUCCUGGCAGAAUUUUAUUUUCCUGUUUCAAGAAACUGAUGUGCCAACUCUGUGGGCUCUUCUGAAAAUCUUCAGGAGCUACACAGGCUCAAGGGAGCUUUCGGAAGGAUAAUCCAUUAACCAUUGCAUGAAAGGUACAAGUUUAACUCACUGAUAUAGAGUUCACUUGAAUGUUUCUAACACUUUUGGGUUUUGUAGGCAUACUUGACAAGGGGAUUGCAGUGUGUUCACGGCACAGUUCUUGCAGGGAAUAGGAGCAGAUGUCAGUGGAGUCGAGAUCUUAAAAAUAUAUUUCAGUAACUCUUAGGAAAUAGACUUAUAUGGGUUUUGCUCAGUGCUGGAUUUGACUGUUCAGAAAAUGUCAUUUUUUAUGUGCCUUUUCUACCAUGCCAUGGCUGAUGAAUGAUCACAGUUCAUACAGGGGUGGAGGAAUCUGAGGACUUGGCUGACAAAUGGUUUUGUUCACUAUGUAUGGAUACAUAGCAUGAGAAAUACAAGGUAACAGAAUUAACCAUUCAAAACCCGUGGUUUACACACAGAAAUGCAAAUUCUGCCUCUUCUCUCCCACAGAAGAUUGCAUAUUCCAUGUAGUGUAUGAAAUUUUAUUAGCAGUCAUGUAGGUAUCACAGAGACGUGAUAUUGUGUGAUGUGUAUGCUGAACAGCUACUCCAAGGGCUGAGCCUCUAGUCUAAGGGUUACUAAAGCAUGGAGUCAUUUGCAAGCAGCUCUUGGUUCCUGGCUCCUAUAAUUCAUAACCACUGCAAAAAGUUCCUCUGUGAUAGAAGACCUUACAAUGCUCUCAUUUCAGCAUUUUUCAAUCCGCUGUAACUUGCAUCAGGCAAAAAAAAAAAA